Messenger RNA from Hemibagrus wyckioides, 1283 nucleotides. It is a transcript of the gene rnf41l, whose product is annotated as ring finger protein 41, like. Bases 251 to 1156 code for a protein of 301 amino acids. Gene Ontology annotation, biological process: protein K63-linked ubiquitination; positive regulation of JNK cascade; regulation of canonical NF-kappaB signal transduction. The record is from RefSeq and is a predicted model, not a curated record. Gene Ontology annotation, cellular component: plasma membrane signaling receptor complex. The transcript is spliced from 8 exons. Lineage: Eukaryota; Metazoa; Chordata; Actinopteri; Siluriformes; Bagridae.
CAUCUGUCUGCUAUAUCCAAGAGUAAAAUCACCAGGACUACAGCAGCCCAACAUUGGUCAUGUGAUCCCCACAGGGGAGAGAGACCCCCAGCGGAGCUCCUGCACUGUGUAUCAUGGAUGUUUGUGUGUUUGCAUAGCAGAGCUGGCAGCCAUGUUGUUCCUAAGGCAACCCAAAGCUUCCCCAAGUUGGUCUUGUAAGAAGAACAGAGCGUGAAACAGAAAGGCAGGUGGGAUCACCUGGUCUGGCAGCAUGGGUUAUGAUGUGGAGCGUUUUGUGGGCUACGUGAAUGAAGGCUUGCUGUGCUGUGUGUGUCGUGACGUGUUGGAGGAUCCUCUGCAGGCUCCAUGUGAGCAUGCUUUCUGCAGUACCUGCAUUCAUGCCUGGCUUGUGAACCAUCAGAACUGCCCCGAGGAUCGGCUCCCUCUUAGCAUCGCAAACCUACGGCCGCUCUAUAGAUAUAUGCGGAAUGACUUAGCGAGGCUGCAGGUGAAGUGCACGUAUCGCACACAGGGAUGUGAGGUCAUUUGUACGUUGGAGUCCAUCCAUCGGCAUGAGGAACAGUGUUACUUUGCUCUGUUUAAUUGUAGCAAUGCUGGGGAGGAGUACUUGUGUUACCGCUGUGGUUGUCCAGUGCAGGUAUCUCAGAAUUCUCUGGACGCACACUUGUGUGUGUGUGAGUACCGCAACCGAGUGUGUGGAAGAGGGUGCGGAUACACGCUAUCAAACACAGAGGAGGCUCAGCACAACUGCAUCUCUGAGCUCCGAACUGAGCUGGACUUGCUGAGGACUGAGUUGGAUUGUAAGGUUGAGGAAGUGAGACGGGAGAUGGAGACUCGGCUGGAUUCUCAGAGGAGACACAUGGUACAAAAGGAAAGUUUACUGAGAAACGAGGUGGAUGAGCUCAAGGGCCAACUGUCACGUGUGGUGUCUGACGUGUGUGCAUUAUUGGGAGCAGAGCGAACUCGCAGGCAGGAGCUGGAGAGGGCCGAACUCGAGAAAGCAGAGCUUCUCGAACGUCUGAAGAACGAGGUUCUUAAACCAGGCACGGCCUCUCAGACGGUGAUGCGUCACGAUGAGGAGCAUCGUAAGCAAAACCCACACAGCCUAACUUUAGACUGCCUCAAGAAGAAGAGUAGAGAUGUCACGGUUCUCUGAAAACCAGUACACACAACUGUGCAACAGUUCAAAGGCCUGAAAACUGACAGAUUCAUGCUGCUAACCAACUUGGGUUCAACAGUAUAAUAGCAUUUUUUUCAUACACAAAAUAAAUAAAUAAAUAAAG